Molecule: messenger RNA, 1669 nt
Organism: Anastrepha ludens (Mexican fruit fly)
Lineage: Eukaryota; Metazoa; Arthropoda; Insecta; Diptera; Tephritidae
Product: probable citrate synthase, mitochondrial
Exons: 1
Coding region: 65-1534 (489 amino acids)
Biological process (GO): carbohydrate metabolic process; tricarboxylic acid cycle; citrate metabolic process
Cellular component (GO): mitochondrial matrix
Source: RefSeq, a predicted model, not a curated record
CUUGAAGCAAUUAAAAUAUUAUACGUACAUAUUUUUCUUAACUUCGAAACCGAUUUCAUUGAGAAUGACUUCGUUUACACGUUCAUCGCAAUGGUGUUUUAAGUUUAUUGAUCCCAACGUAUGGGGGACCUUUACGCGAUUUAGCUCGGCUAAAUGUGGCAAUGGUGCAGGUGGUAAAGAUUUGCGCACCACCCUUGCGGAGAAAGUUAAGUCCGAGCAGCAACGUGUAAAAAAGUUUGUUACAGAGAAUGGAAAAAAGAAAAUAGGCGAUGUUCUGGUUUCGCAGAUUUAUGGCGGUAUGCGUGACUUACCGGCGUUGCUUUGCGAAACCUCACUACUAGAUUCCGAAGAAGGUUUAAAAUUCCGUGGUUUUCCUAUACCGGAGUGUCAGAAGUUACUGCCGAAAGCUGAAUGUGGCGAAGAACCUUUGCCGGAGGGCAUGUUUUGGCUGUUAAUGACAGGAGAAAUGCCCACACCGGAACAGGCAAAAAUGGUUACAGACGAAUGGAAUGAUAAGGGUGCAUUGCCAGAUUACGUGCAGAAGAUUUUGGACAAUUUACCGCAAGAUUUGCAUCCAAUGACACAAUUCUCGAUAGCAGUAGCGGCGCUUAGCAUGGAGAGUGAAUUUGCGAGUGCCUAUAAAAAGGGGGUGAAGAAAAGAGAAUACUGGAAGUAUUCACUGGAGGAUGCAAUGAUAUUGUUAGCCAAGAUACCUAAUAUAGCAGCAUACGUUUUCAAAAAGCGUUUUCGUCGCGGGAAAGGUUGCAAUGAAAUUGACAAAAAAUUAGAUUGGUCGGCCAAUUUCGCUCGGUUUUUGGGUUAUGAUGAUCCACAUUUCGAUGAACUUUUACGUUUAUAUCUGUUUGUUCACAGCGAUCAUGAUUCGGGAAAUGUUUCUUCUCACGCCACACACUUGGUAGCAUCAGCAUUGAGUGAUCCAUUCCUUGCCUUCGCAGCCGGUCUAAAUGGUUUAGCGGGUCCACUACAUGGCCUGGCUAAUCAAGAGGUGAUUUUAUGGAUUAAUAAAAUGCAGAAAGAAUUGGGCAAUGAUAAUCCACCAGCUGAAAAAGUCAAAGAAUAUGUACAUAAAACAUUGAAAUCCGGACGAGUUAUACCAGGUUACGGUCAUGCUGUUUUGCGUAUGACCGAUCCACGUUAUAUGGCACAGCAACAGUUCGCCGAAAAGUAUUUGCCUAAAUAUGAAACCUAUCAGUUGGUAAAAACAAUUUUCGAGGUAGUUCCCCCUAUACUCCAGUCAUUGGGUAAAGUGAAGAAUCCCUGGCCAAAUGUGGACGCACAUUCCGGAGUUUUGUUGCAGUAUUAUGGCUUGAAAGAAACCGAAUUCUACACUGUGCUGUUUGGUGUGUCACGUGCAAUUGGUGUGAUGUCAUCAAUCACUUGGCACCGAGCACUCCACAUACCCAUUGAACGACCAAUUAGCUUCACUACCGAUGCGCUAAUGAAAAUAGUGAAGGAUCAAGGCGAUAAAGGUGGCAAGGACGACAAAAAUAGUAAAAAUAGUAAAUGUCAAUAGAGCAAAAAACAUGUACAUAUGUACAUAUCUACGCAUGUAUGUGGAAAAUAUGACCUAAGGAUGAACUUAAAUUUUUUAACACUGAUUUCGAAAAUGUAUGAGAUCUAAAUGUCCUAAAAUAUUAAAACAGGUUAA